Molecule: messenger RNA, 504 nt
Organism: Ilex paraguariensis (yerba mate)
Lineage: Eukaryota; Viridiplantae; Streptophyta; Magnoliopsida; Aquifoliales; Aquifoliaceae
Source: the annotation of a GenBank genome assembly
AUGACAAUACCCAUGAUAAAUCAAGAGAUUAUAAUAUAUGGGUUCAUAUUGAUGCUGCAUAUGCAGGAAGUGCAUUUAUUUGCCCAGAGUUAUCACCAUUUUCUUCGUGGUAUUGAGUGUGCUAACUCAUUUAGCCUCAAUGCACAUAAAUGGUUCUUCACCACUUUGGAUUGUUGUUGUCUUUGGGGAAAGGAACCAAGUGCCCUAAUCAAACCUCUCUCAAAUGAUCCGGAGUAUUUGAAGAACAAGGCUUCUGAUUCAAAACAAGUGGUGGACUACAAAGACUGGCAAAUAGCAUUGAGCAGAAGAUUCCGAGCAAUGAAACUAUGGCUUGUGCUCAGAAGCUAUGGAGCAUCAAACCUCAAAAACUUCAUAAGGGGUCAUGUAAAAAUGGCUAAACAUUUUGAACGGCUCAUAGCCAUGGACAAGAGGUUCAAGGUCGUGGUUCCUAGAAAUUUUGCAAUGGUUUGUGUUUCGCCAUUAAUGCUGGGAAAUGCUAAUUAG